Messenger RNA from Carassius carassius (crucian carp), 1132 nucleotides. RefSeq lists its product as uncharacterized. NCBI's taxonomy places the organism in Eukaryota, Metazoa, Chordata, Actinopteri, Cypriniformes, Cyprinidae. The record is from RefSeq and is a predicted model, not a curated record. The coding region runs from base 182 to 1132 and encodes 316 amino acids. The transcript is spliced from 4 exons.
CUGGUUGAGUGAAUGUUCGGCAGCCGUCACUGAUUCCACUGACUAAAACUCUUUAGAUUUACGCUUUACACACAGUCUUUUUAGACUAUUCUCAGUUUACACACAAUGUGUCCAGAAUUAUCAAUAUAACUUAAUAUUUAAAUUAAAAUUAAUCUUAUAUAAUUUUUGUUAUAAUUAAACAAUGUCUACAACAACUGAGCGCAGUGACUCUGAGAGCGAGCCUGUCGCGCGAGCGGCCUGGGCUUCAAAAGCAUCGAGCUUCGAAAGAAUCGAUAUGAGCAAAGAAAUGAAUGACAACAGCCCAGCAGACAAAGGGAAGAAGGGGAAAGCAGUGCAUGUCUUCUUCCAUAAGCUGUGCGCGUCUGUGAAGCAUCCAGACAGAGUGCUCCGUCUCCCAGCACAGACGGACGCUCAUCUGGACGACCCUGAGGUGAUGGCUGUCCCGGGUCCUUCGACCAUUCCUGAUCUGCUGUGUCUGCCGGGUCAGGUGUGUGCAGAUCUGGAGCACUCCUCCAGGAUCAGAGAGCCAAAGCUUCAUCCAGAUCCAUUCACUCUCAGUCUCUGUCACAAAGAAGCUAAGAAAGGAAGGAAGAGGAAAGCGGUCCGUGCCUUCUUCCGGAGAGCAUGUGAGGCUGUGAAGCAGCUCUUCUCCUGCUGCGACUCGGAAAGAGUCCAGCCUCCUAAAGCAGAGCCGGAUCUGGACCCAUCCCAGCUCGUUCUGCCAGAGCAGGACCAGGUCUCUGCAGACCUCCAGUCAUUUCCUGAGGAAGAAGGUCCCUCUGAGAUCCAGUCCCACGAUGAAGAUCUGUCCGGUCCAGUGUCUGGUUCAGAGUCAGGUUCAGAGUCGGGUCCAGUGACCGGUUCGUGGUCGAUCGUGUCAGAAACGGGUUCAGUGUCGAUCGUGUCAGAAAUGGACACAGUGUUGCCUGAUCCGGAAAUCGAGCUAGCUCAAGGAUCCUUUGUGUCUUUGUUCGAAGUGGGACAUCUGAUCGCAUCAGGGAACUUCAGCAAGGUCUAUGAGGGAACACAUGCAUUCAGCGACAAAGUGAAGGUUGCUCUAAAGUGUAUCGCCAAGCGCAGAGCGGACCGUUGUAAGUUGGCUAAGCCUGAAGAAUAUUUGGUGUUUUUAUAA